Messenger RNA from Astrephomene gubernaculifera, 1803 nucleotides. The record is from the annotation of a GenBank genome assembly. NCBI's taxonomy places the organism in Eukaryota, Viridiplantae, Chlorophyta, Chlorophyceae, Chlamydomonadales, Astrephomenaceae.
CUUUAUUCCCACAUACGGUAGGAAAACCUGUCAGAAUUCCGGUACGUAGUCAACCUACCUUGACUCCUACCUUGCAUGUGAUACAUAGGUACUAGACAAAAUCAUUUUAUUGUGAUACACGGAAAGUACUGAGGAAGGAACGUGACAGUUAGGCUGUUCAAAAUUGCUUUAUGGCUUCUGACGACAUGAAAAGCAGCUUGCUUCGUGUACUCACAACCCUAGGCUGUAAGGAGCCCUUUGAUGAUGCCGUGCUAGACUACGCGUGCGGAGUUCUUGAAAGCGCGGUAGAAGACCUAGGCGAGGAGGACGAUAACUUGGAGCAUUUGGAUUUGCUGCUUUCCGGGGCGUGCGGCGAGCAGUAUGAGGCUACAGCGGCCGAGGAGCGCUGCCGGCUGCUGGCCACCAUUGUUGACGAGGCUCGCCGAAGGGCCUCCGGCUCCACAGCACAGCCUUCAUCCGGCGCUCCGCUCCCUAGUUCCCAUGCUGUCGGGGUGACGCAGCGCCUUGGCGGCCUGGACCUGACUACACCUGGCAGCGCCGUCGGCAGACCGGCUAGCAGCAGCAGGCCGGACCAAGCAUUGGGCCGCAGCGGCAGCACCAGCAGCAGAGGUGCUGAGAACGUGUCCCCGACUGGUGACCCAGAUCGCCCGUUUGUGCCGUCCAGGGUAGUGCAAGAGCUUGCAGCCUUGUGCUCUGGAGCCGCCUCGGAGGAGUUCCUGCAGUACACGCUAGAACGCAAGUUUGGGGGCAGUGCGGAGGCGGUUGCUGCAUGGCUGCUGGACUCGGAGCCCGGGGAGCUGGAGGCUGCGCAGGAGGAGUGGCAGGAGCUGCGGGAACGGGAGCUGCGGGAGCAGGAGGAGGCCAGGUUGCUGAAGGAGCGGAACAAGCAGCAGAUCUUGCAGAAGUUCGAUCUGCGGCCCGUGCCUGAAUCCAAGGACCCAAAGAAACAGGGCAAGGGCGGCCCCGCGCUGGACGUCUGGAACGACAAGCAGCAGCCCCAGCAGCCCAAGGUGCGGUACUUGGACGGACGCGUGGUGAGCACCAAGGGCGAGAAGUUCAUCAUCGAGAAAGAUGGCGAGGAUUGGGAUGGCGGCAGCCGGGGGAAGGUGUACACGAAGGGCAAGCGCGGGAAGGGCUUCGUAUAGCGCAAGCUGUUCAAUGCAGGAGUGAUGCGCGCCUGGUGACAGUCUUAUUUCAUAGGCGUAGACUCGGGUGUACGAACGCAAUGAAUGUUACACUGUUAAGCUGCAGUUUCUAUGCUGUGUACACACCCUUGCAUAUAUGCUGUGUACACACCCUUGCAUAACAACUACUAGUCUGCGUGCCGUACAUAUCGUAUUGUAGAUGGCGGAAGCUGGCGGAAAGCUUAAUCUCCAUGACUCUUUACAGUAUGCAGGUAUUCCUUGCCGCGUGACCAUCAAUGUUCGUGAAGUUGGCCGCGUUCAUGUGUUUGGCAGGCACCCCAACGCGACCGAGGCAUGGGUCACCCAGCUCGACACGCCUCCCUGCACACUGCAAUUUCCUCGGACCUCUGGGGUCGCGUCCGCGCCAAGGUGUACCUAAACGCCCAUAAAUGUAAGGGCGCCUGGUCGCAUCAACUUGCGCCCUGUACACCCAUAACGCAUGGACAGCCCUCCGAUGCAUCCUCCAUGCGCCACAUGCAAGGCCGGCCAUGGACGCCCGCCUGCACCUUCCGCCGUGUUGGAGGUGCAAACUCAAGGUGUAAUUUCCUGAAGCUGCCGUGCACCAACAACCCCACGGGCAAACCGAAAGAAUCAACCCGGUGAAGCUACCAUAACGGAC